Molecule: messenger RNA, 781 nt
Organism: Colletotrichum godetiae
Lineage: Eukaryota; Fungi; Ascomycota; Sordariomycetes; Glomerellales; Glomerellaceae
Product: endoribonuclease L-PSP
Exons: 3
Coding region: 334-723 (129 amino acids)
Cellular component (GO): cytosol; mitochondrion
Molecular function (GO): deaminase activity
Source: RefSeq, a predicted model, not a curated record
GGGUUGAAACGUUGCAAUCCCGCUGACUUCAGGAUUGCGGGGUUGAUAGGACGAUCCGACACAACUCUCCGCGGGCAGCUGAAGCACAUCCGAGAACGGAGCCAACGAUGAACAUGUUGGCCUAGGAAAGAGCGAUAGUCACGAUGUGUGCGAUGGAGUAUCGAUGGGGUUUGCGAGUGACUUAGUAGUAAUCCGAGGGAUGGACUUUGAUGUAGUGCGACUCGAUUGAUGAAUAAACACCAGCUAAGAUCAACUCUCGCACUGAACUUACAGCACUUUACUGAUCAUCAAUUCCAGCAAUUUUAGCAUAGCAUACUUACAGUACCUACCACCAUGUCCUCCGCAAAGACCCCCGUUCUCACCGAUAGGGCACCCAAGCCCCUGCCCGGCAUCUACAGCCAAGCCAUCAUCGCCAAUGGUAUGGUCUUCUGCUCUGGCGCCGUUCCCAUGGACCCGGUGACUAUGCAAAUCAUCGACGGUGACGUCCAAGCACACACGCACCAAUGCAUUAAGAACCUCACCGCGGUUUUAGAAAGAGCAGGUACAACGAUUGAUAAGGUGGUCAAGGUUAACGUUUUCCUCUCGGAUAUGGACAACUUUGCUGCGAUGAACGAGGUUUACUGCACUUACUGGGGCGAUGUAAAGCCUUCGAGAACUUGCGUUGCGGUCAAGACCCUUCCUCUUAAUGUUGAUGUUGAGAUUGAGUGCAUAGCUGUCUUGUAAAUUAGGGUGAUUAGAACAAGUAGACUUACAAUGCAGAAUCAUCAAGUAUCAGAUUGAG